Setaria italica (foxtail millet) is the source of this 1035-nucleotide messenger RNA. Its product is annotated as chitinase 6. The transcript has a single exon. Gene Ontology annotation, molecular function: chitinase activity; chitin binding. NCBI's taxonomy places the organism in Eukaryota, Viridiplantae, Streptophyta, Magnoliopsida, Poales, Poaceae. Bases 65 to 889 code for a protein of 274 amino acids. Gene Ontology annotation, biological process: carbohydrate metabolic process; chitin catabolic process; cell wall macromolecule catabolic process. The record is from RefSeq and is a predicted model, not a curated record.
CUUGCAACUCACCAUCAGUCCAUCACUCACCAACUCAACCAGUCGUCGCUCCGUCCACACGGCCAUGGCAGCUAAUAAGCUCGCGGCGGCGGCGGCGCUGCUCCUGGUCGUCCUGGCCGUCGCUGCAGCCACGCCGGCGUCGGCGCAGAAGUGCGGGUGCGCCACGGGGCUUUGCUGCAGCCGGUUCGGGUUCUGCGGCACCGGCAAUGACUACUGCGGCACGGGGUGCCAGUCGGGCCCCUGCAACAUGCCGGCCACCAACAACGUGUCCGUGGCCAGCAUCGUCACGCCGGCCUUCUUCGACGCCCUCCUCGCGCAGGCCGCCGCCGGCUGCGAGGCCAAGGGGUUCUACACCCGCGACGCCUUCCUCGCCGCCGCCGGCUACUACCCGUCGUUCGGCCGCACCGGCACCGCCGACGACUCCAGGCGCGAGAUCGCCGCCUUCUUCGGCAACGCCAACCACGAGACCAUCAGGUUCUGCUACGUCAACGAGAUCGACGGGCCGAGCAAGAACUACUGCGACGCGGGCAAUACGGAGUGGCCGUGCCAGGCAGGGAAGGGGUACUACGGGCGGGGCCCGCUGCAGAUCUCGUGGAACUACAACUACGGGCCGGCGGGGCAGAGCAUCGGCUUCGACGGGCUCGGCGACCCCGACGCGGUGGCGCGCAGCGCCGUCGUCGCGUUCCGGGCGGCGCUCUGGUACUGGAUGAACAACGUGCACGAGCCCCUACUCGCCUCCGGCGGAGGGUUCGGCGCCACCAUCCGGGCCAUCAACGGCGCGCUCGAGUGCGGCGGCAAGAACCCCACCGCCGUCAACAGCCGCGUCGGCUACUACAAGCAGUUCUGCCAGGACUUCGGCGUCGACCCGGGGAGCAACCUCACCUGCUGAUUCGGCUGGAUGGGUGGAUGUUUCGAUUUGGUGGUGUGAAAUGUCAUGUGCGUGGUGUGAGGCGUGAACAAGCUAGGCAUGUAUAGCGUGCGCCGUUCUGAUUCAUAAUAUUCGGAAAAAUAAUUUUGGUUUGCACGAGCUGUUCA